Messenger RNA from Condylura cristata (star-nosed mole), 5817 nucleotides. RefSeq names its product protein kinase C, alpha (gene PRKCA). The coding region runs from base 75 to 2087 and encodes 670 amino acids. Gene Ontology annotation, molecular function: zinc ion binding; diacylglycerol-dependent serine/threonine kinase activity; ATP binding. The record is from RefSeq and is a predicted model, not a curated record. Lineage: Eukaryota; Metazoa; Chordata; Mammalia; Eulipotyphla; Talpidae. The transcript has 17 exons. Gene Ontology annotation, biological process: protein phosphorylation.
CCGCCCGCCCCCGCCCACCCAAUCCUCCCCGGCUGCUGCUCCCCGGCGGAGGCAAGAGGUGGUUGGGGGGGACCAUGGCUGACGUUUUCCCGGCCAACGACUCCACGGCGUCUCAGGACGUGGCCAACCGCUUCGCCCGCAAAGGGGCGCUGAGGCAGAAAAACGUGCACGAGGUGAAGGACCACAAAUUCAUCGCGCGCUUCUUCAAGCAGCCCACCUUCUGCAGCCACUGCACCGACUUCAUCUGGGGGUUUGGGAAACAAGGCUUCCAGUGCCAAGUUUGCUGUUUUGUGGUUCACAAGAGGUGCCAUGAAUUUGUUACUUUCUCUUGCCCGGGUGCAGAUAAAGGACCUGACACGGAUGACCCCAGGAGCAAGCACAAGUUCAAGAUCCACACCUACGGAAGCCCUACCUUCUGUGAUCACUGCGGGUCUCUGCUGUAUGGACUCAUUCACCAAGGGAUGAAGUGUGACACCUGCGACAUGAACGUGCACAAGCAGUGUGUGAUAAACGUGCCCAGCCUGUGUGGGAUGGACCAUACCGAGAAGAGAGGCCGCAUCUACCUGAAGGCCGAGGUCACCGAGGAAAAGCUCCACGUCACAGUCCGAGAUGCAAAAAAUCUAAUCCCUAUGGAUCCAAAUGGGCUUUCAGAUCCGUAUGUGAAGCUGAAACUUAUUCCUGAUCCCAAGAAUGAAAGUAAACAGAAAACCAAAACCAUCCGCUCCACACUCAACCCCCAGUGGAAUGAGUCUUUUACAUUCAAAUUGAAACCUUCAGAUAAAGACCGACGACUGUCUGUAGAAAUCUGGGACUGGGAUAGAACAACAAGGAAUGACUUCAUGGGCUCCCUCUCCUUCGGCGUGUCAGAGCUGAUGAAGAUGCCUGCGAGCGGCUGGUACAAGUUGCUGAACCAAGAAGAAGGUGAGUACUACAAUGUACCCAUUCCAGAAGGGGAUGAAGAAGGAAACGUGGAGCUCAGACAGAAAUUUGAGAAAGCCAAGCUCGGCCCUGCCGGUAACAAGGUGAUCACGCCGUCUGAGAGACAGCCUUCCAACAACCUGGACAGGGUGAAACUCACCGACUUCAAUUUCCUCAUGGUGCUGGGGAAGGGGAGCUUUGGAAAGGUGAUGCUGGCUGACAGGAAGGGCACAGAAGAACUGUAUGCCAUCAAAAUCCUGAAGAAGGACGUGGUCAUUCAAGAUGACGACGUGGAAUGCACCAUGGUGGAGAAGCGUGUCCUGGCCCUGCUGGACAAGCCGCCGUUCCUGACGCAGCUGCACUCCUGCUUCCAGACCGUGGACCGGCUGUACUUCGUCAUGGAGUAUGUCAACGGCGGAGACUUGAUGUAUCACAUUCAGCAAGUGGGAAAGUUCAAGGAACCGCAAGCAGUAUUUUAUGCAGCAGAGAUUUCCAUUGGGUUGUUCUUCCUUCAUAAACGAGGAAUCAUUUAUAGGGACCUGAAGUUAGACAACGUCAUGCUGGAUUCGGAGGGUCACAUCAAGAUUGCCGACUUUGGGAUGUGCAAGGAGCACAUGAUGGACGGAGUCACGACCAGGACCUUCUGCGGGACUCCAGAUUACAUCGCCCCUGAGAUAAUCGCUUAUCAGCCGUAUGGAAAAUCCGUGGACUGGUGGGCCUAUGGCGUCCUGCUCUAUGAAAUGCUGGCUGGACAGCCUCCGUUUGAUGGCGAGGACGAAGACGAACUCUUCCAGUCCAUCAUGGAGCACAACGUUUCCUACCCGAAGUCCUUGUCCAAGGAGGCCGUUUCCAUCUGCAAAGGGCUGAUGACCAAGCACCCGGGCAAGCGGCUGGGCUGCGGGCCCGAGGGCGAGCGGGACAUCAGGGAGCACGCCUUCUUUCGGAGGAUCGACUGGGAGAAGCUGGAGAACAGGGAGAUCCAGCCGCCGUUCAAGCCCAAAGUGUGUGGCAAAGGAGCGGAAAACUUCGACAAGUUCUUCACCCGAGGGCAGCCUGUCCUAACCCCGCCCGACCAGCUGGUCAUCGCUAACAUAGACCAGUCUGAUUUUGAGGGGUUCUCGUACGUCAAUCCCCAGUUCGUGCACCCCAUCUUACAGAGCGCAGUAUGAAACUCACCACGGAAACCAAUGCCUCCCCUGUUCCCAGCACCCCCAGCAGUGGGAAAAGAUCCUUAACCCUAAAAUUUUAAGGCCGAGGCCUAAAAUUUCUUGUUCCAGAUGGUGGCCUGAAAAUUGUAGGGUUAUUAGUUCCAACGUAAGCAACGUCCAGGGUCCCUCUCUUACAACCAAGAACAUGAUCUCAGCGGAAGAUGAUGUAACGUCCAGUGUCCCGUUUUGUAUGUAAGGGUCACCUCUGGCAGUAGGCUAGCUCUUGCUAGAGAGCAGACAGACCCUUGCCCUGUUUUGGUACGACUUGAUAUGUUUUCCACGCCCCCUGUCUGUUGAUUUUCUCCAUCUGGAUCCCCCAACCAGAGAUGUCAAAGUGAGCCACCCCACCCAAUGGGCUGGAAGCGUCUUCACCCAUACAGAUCUUUGGAAAGAAAGAACCAGGCGUCCAGAGAAUGAGCAGGGUGGGACUGAGGGCGAGGGAAUCUCUGAAAUGCCCUCUGCUUCUGUUCUCGGCUCGAUGGAAUAAAUAGUCCCUAGAACCCGGGAAGCUGGGUCCAGCUAGUUCUACGGCACAGCCGGGCAGACCCUCCAUUCCCGCUGACCGUCGUGACCGUGGUCCAGCUUUUUAGAGAGAAAGACAACCUCAGACAAGUGUUGGGUGACUGUCCUCAUGUUUCCUCCUUGGUUGAUAACAAUUUUGAUGCUUGCAUUUCUUUUUUUUAAGAGGCCAAAUCUUCUAAGGACUUUGCUAAACGAGCAUGUGGAAUCAUUUCGAAUCAAGGAUAACCCAGUGUGUGUGUGUGUGUGCGUGUGUGUGUGUGCGCGUGUCCAUUUUAAUCUCUGGGAGAUUAUUCUGCGUCCAGGGUGCCAUCAGCAAUCAUGCCACUGCUUACGAGCAUUGUUAGCCAAGCCCCCACACCCCGACAUUUUGCUACCUGCUCCCUAAGACGCUGAAGUAUAUGCCCUGCCCCCUUUUGUACUUAUUUAUUUGAUAGGCUGCAAUGUCCUUUAUGAGAGUACGAUGUACAGUAACUUAGAGUGUGCGCUCCCGCGUCAGUCUCUGUGGGUUGAGCUCUGUCUCCGGCCCUCGGCCUCCACUUCGGGAGGAAAAGCAGCACAGUUUGGCUUCCCACUUGCGGCUCAUGCUGAAUGACACGCCAGGAGCUGUAGAGUCAGGAAACCUGGAUGCCUGUCCGCUCAAAGGUGUUUUAUUGUUAGAAGGAUUUUAAUAAUGUUUUGCAAAUGCAUCAUGCAAUGAAUUUUGCAUGUUUAUAAUAAACCUUAAUAACGAGUGAAUCUAUAUUAUUGAUAUAGUCGUAUCAAGCAUAAAGAGAGUAUUAUAAUAAUUUUAUAAGACACAAUUGUGCUAUAUUUGUGAAGUCUCUUGUUUCUAACCUGCUUUUAUGGUUAAGUUUUAGCUAAUUCUCUGCUGUCUGCUUCCUCCUCCCCCACCCCUUCCCUCCCUGGCACAUUGUAUCAGAUAUAUUAAUUUUUUAUCAUAGAUCUAAUUUCAAAACAGAAUGGCUACUUUACAUGAUCAUUUAGACAUACAUAUAUAUAUACACACAUCUAUAUAUGUAUAUAAAUAUCUGAUUCUACCUUCAAACAAAAGUUUUGUUUUGGGGGGAUUAUUUUUGAGAUGAGACUGUCUCUUAGCCUCUUCAUCUUCCGUUCUGGUAGCACCAACUUCCUCUCGGGCACAGUGGGGGUACUUGACAGUCGUCGCCCUCCUCUGUACAAAUGUGUUGCCGCCUGGGCCCUUGGGCUGGGCCUCGUGUCUGUUUCUUCCUUUAGCCUUGUUACUGGAGGUGACGCGGUGGGAGGGACAGGAAGAAGCCCUUGCUGGUGUGUGUGUGGACAUGCAGAAGCCUGCAGUCUGUCUCAGCACCCCUGGACCCACCCCUGUUUGUUCCAGCAUGUACAGCCCUGAGACAAACCACCCAGCACACUCUGGAGAGGCUGCAGCUCUUUCAGCGGGGCUGGACCCGGCUUCCCGUCAAGAAAGCCGCUCCUCUGCGGAGAGGCGCCCCCGCCCCAACGCCAGAUCCACAGAAGAGCGAGGCGUCGACAGCAGAGAGAACAUUCAAGAUGGGAGUGUCUCUGUGUCCCUCGCUCCCCAAAGACUGUCUCCCAGCUAAGCGCCUCCUUGUUUACUCCCUGGCUGUUUGCUUCAAGUUCGUGGCACAAAGCCAUGGCAGGGGCUUAGCCCUGAGAGCGCUGGGCUGGCCUGGGGUAGGGAACUCCUCCCGCCUUUUAUGGACUGUAGACCUCGGAACUCACAGGGGCCCUGGGUCAGCCAGAGCUGCAGGCCUGCUGGGCAGUGCGUUUUGGGGGGCACUUCCUGUCCAGAUGGCACCUAUAAGUCUGGUAGAAAAGGGGCCCGUUUAUAGAGAGCCCCAGAAGCACAAGGGCUGGUCCCACUGCCCCAGAGCGGAACGACAGCACGGCUGAUCCCCAGCCGAGCCCAGGAAGUGAGGAACGUUUGGAGAGAAACGCGCAGACUGUGGGUCAUUUGUCCCAAGCCCCAGCUGCCUGCUUGCUGUGAGCCAGCAGCAGGCCCAGGCCUCCCUUGAACGUGCCCCCUCUACGCUCUCCAUAUUUUUAGCCUUUCUCCGGGAAGGAGGCGGCAGCCUGCGACUUGCUGCUUUCGAAGGCGAGGGGUCUGCUCGAGCACCCACAGGCUCGCGGAUAACAGUGGGGAGAGCCAGGGCCCGGUGAGGCGGAGUCUGUUCUGUGCCCUGACUUGCCCUGAAUGGAGGGAAAGGCUGACGCUGGCAGGGGCUGCCCGAGACCAUCAUCGCCGGGAGAAAAAAUCAUGGGGAGCAACAAACGACAGCCACAGAAUCCACUUAAAAAGCCCCGUGGCAGCGUGGAAGAGCUAACAGCAGAGAAGGACUGGAGCUGAGGAUCAGGUCACAGUGGGGCGGGGUGCCUGAGGGAGCCCCAGCCUCAAGCCCGGCCUGCCGAGGGCCAGGCCCCCCCGCGGGAUCGGGAUCGGGCGCGUCCUGGACCUGUGCGGGCCAGGCCCCGAAAGGCCAGUGUGGUGCCCGGCGGCCCUUUCCCGGGGAGGGCGUUGCUCACGGAGCCUGCCCUGGGGCCCCUUCUUGGCACCUCAUCUCAACCCAGCAGGUGCUGCCUGGGAAGGAGCUAGCUGGGGUGGGGCUCCCGGUGCCACCCUCAGAGGUUGGGGGCUCCCAGCAAGGCAGGAGCCAACUCAAAGUCAGCAGCGGCCCGGAACCUGACCGAUUACCUCUCUGGUCGGCCACUUCUCCUUGCUCCAGAUGACCUGGAGCGAAUCAGUGGAGAGUCCUGUCAGCCCUUACAACGAGGCGUUUCAGGCUUUCUUGGUAGGAAUUUGGUAGAAAUCAGAGGGAUCAGGGCUUGAGGAGAUGGGCUGGAGAUGAGGGCGGACCCCGUGAGUGGAAGCCUGCGAACGCUCUGGGCCCGCUCAGGCCUGGCCUCUCCACCAAGCGUGACGUCGCGCUGGGACUUGGGGACAGAACCCACAAGCCCAGUCACCGGAGAAGGGGGCCCGGUGGAGGCCGAAGAUGGCCAGGAGCUUCGCGAGCGGCCGGGUGGAAGCGUGUUGGGAAGGUCGCCCGGCCCGAGGCAGCGGAGAGCAGGACAUCAGGACGUGGGAAGGCGGUGGCGCUCCGAGCCUUCCCCCGGGGGUGUCGGCGCCGGUGAGCAUCACGGUCUGCUGGUCCUGGAGAGCAAGAUUGUUGCCAGG